AUGACAAGCACUGACGGUGUAGAGCUUCCUUGGAAAAUGGUGGCUAAAGGUAGCAGAAGUUCAACAAGGCGUAGCAAGAAAUCACUUGUAUCACCAGGCACAGUGGCAGGAGAAGAGCCUGAAAAGCUUGGCGUUCCUGUUCAAGGUCAGCAUUCCGCUGAAAAAGUAGAGCUUGUUCCCAUAAAGAAAAGGAGAUUUAUGGUUCGCUCUCCGUCACCUUCGAACAGGUCAUCUGCUCAACGUGAAGGCUCAGAGCAUAGAGCACAUAUCAGCCAUGAUUUGCCUGUUUCGAUACUAAACCCUAAAUUAAUUGAUGAAAGAACGUCAGACAUCCUUGAUGAAAAGCCUGAUUGCGGUGACCAUGACUUUUCUGGUAUCGAGAUACUUGCUACUGUUGCUUGCAGUUGCUCUGGAGAUAUGAUAGCGGCGGCUGAGAAAAUCAGCAAUGCUCUUUCAGAUGAAUCUUCAACAGAAAGGCCAAAGGCUAAUAUGGAAGCAGGUGAAAGUGGAAAUUUAGCACUGGAGAGUGGAGGAGCUGUUACGGUGUCAGACAAAUCUUUGGCAGAUGAUGCCUCUGAAAAGAACAAUGAAUGCCUCAAAGAUGUUAGGUUACACUGGGAUUUAAAUGUUUCAAUGGAUGCUUGGGGUCAACCUUGUGAUGCAGAAGAUGUAGCAUGUGGAAGAGAUGUGGAGGGAGAAAUUACAGAGUCUAUUGCCCCGAAAGAGAGUGAACCUAUUGAUGGGAGCAAGGACCAUAUGGUUGGGGUGAUUGCAUCAGAUGGGCAUGCAAAUUCUCAAUCACCAUCCGGGCCUAAGUCUGAGGCAGCUGCUCGAAAUGGUCAAGAGAGCCAAUCUGGUUAUGACUCCCAGUAUGAAGAUGGAGAGUUGAGGGAACCAUACCCGUGGGAAGAAACUGAGGGCGAUAUGGGAGAGAUUGAACAGGUGGAUUACGGGUCUGAACCAGAGGAUGAGAGAUUCUAUUGUAUGGUUGAAAGUAAUGACAACAAGAUGGAGGAUUUUGAGAAGGCAAUCUUGGGAGAGACGAAUUUUGGACCUGUAAAGUGUGAAUCUGGUGAUGCACCGAGAAUGGGGGAGUCUAAUGAAGGAAGUGACAUAGAGAAACAUGUUGUCGUUUGCAUGAAUGAUUCACAUCUGAAAAGGGGCUCUUCUUCUCCUUCAAGGAGUUUCGCGUCAAAACCUUUUAAGGACUUGUCUUCACAUGAUGCCAUCCAGAGGAGAAGGCAAGUUUGCUUUCCCUGA
Arabis nemorensis is the source of this 1260-nucleotide messenger RNA. Lineage: Eukaryota; Viridiplantae; Streptophyta; Magnoliopsida; Brassicales; Brassicaceae. The record is from the annotation of a GenBank genome assembly.